Molecule: messenger RNA, 673 nt
Organism: Suillus subalutaceus
Lineage: Eukaryota; Fungi; Basidiomycota; Agaricomycetes; Boletales; Suillaceae
Exons: 2
Coding region: 7-546 (179 amino acids)
Source: RefSeq, a predicted model, not a curated record
AUACCGAUGGAGCAAUUGAACUCCAGCGACGCCCAAGGCGGUCUAUAUUCUCUCAUCGUGGUCCUCGUAUUGUCGAAGUUCCUACAGUACAAAGACACAAAGCCGGCACAGAAAACACAACAGCAAGCCCAGUCGCAGGGCCAGGGAUCGUCCACGAUACCGCCUGUUCCAGGUACUGAUACUGCUACGCUAGGUGAAAUAUCUGUGCGUUCACAACUUGUACGAUUGUUGGCUCUUCUCGUGCUUUUUCUCUGCUGCAUAUCCCCUCAACAUGUCGGUGGCAAUACGCACCCAACACAGCAGCAAUCGCAAGGCCAAGCACAGACCCGUGUCACAUCCUCGCAAACACAGUACCAGCAAGGUCAACCCCAGGAUCAGACGGCAUCAUCUCAGACUCAACUUGCUGCCCCCUCAUGUCCGUGUCACCUACUGCUCUUGAUGUUCAUACUACCGUGUCAGGUGCAGCCAGCAGACAGCCACGCCCCCUUCCAUUGCAGACCCGUCUCGUUCUUUUUAUCUGCUGUACAUCUCUCCCGCAUGCAGUAACACUGCAGCUUCUGGACAUCUAUCUUAUCUUUGCAUCUGGUUCUUUUGUAAUUCUUGUUAUCGCUUUGUUCAUCGACGAAAGUAGCUCGUAACCAAGUAGAGCAUGUUGUCGACACCAGGUACUAGA